Molecule: messenger RNA, 525 nt
Organism: Symbiodinium natans
Lineage: Eukaryota; Dinophyceae; Suessiales; Symbiodiniaceae
Source: the annotation of a GenBank genome assembly
AUGACAUUGGGGACAACGAUGUCAGAGAUCGUCAACCAAUUUGGGCCUGCACCCGGCGCCCCAGACGUAGAGGUGGAGUGGCUCGCGCGGGGUGACGAGGAGUUGAAGGUGUUAGAGGCUCGGGAAUGCGCGACCUUGAUUGCCGACCACGUGUCUCGAGCGCACCCUGCCUGCUUGUGCACCGCCAACGAUGUGCUGCUGGCCAGUAUGCGACAUCUGCAAGAUCUGCCGGAGCAGGCCUUCCGCACUUCCAUCGAGUCCAUCGGCUUGCUCGAGGCUACGCUGAUCCCUGAAGACCUCCAGGCCCCGCCAAAGAAGCCGCGUGUGGAGGAGCAGGAGCCAGCCGCAGCGGCUGGAGAGGAGGGUUCAGGCGAGCCGCCAGCUGAGAACCCAGAGCCGACUUCGUCUUCUGGUAUCCGUCCUGGGACCUCUGGAAAGCCAAAGGCAGCUUUCAGGAGGCUUGGGAGUUUGGGGUUUAGGCCCGAGACCCAAGGAAAGACUGGGAAGACUUUUUCUCAAUCUUAG